Molecule: messenger RNA, 614 nt
Organism: Musa acuminata AAA Group (dessert banana)
Lineage: Eukaryota; Viridiplantae; Streptophyta; Magnoliopsida; Zingiberales; Musaceae
Product: transcription factor BEE 1-like
Exons: 6
Coding region: 1-543 (180 amino acids)
Biological process (GO): regulation of DNA-templated transcription
Cellular component (GO): nucleus
Molecular function (GO): DNA-binding transcription factor activity; protein dimerization activity
Source: RefSeq, a predicted model, not a curated record
AUGACGACACGACAUGCGCCCACACCCACCGUACCCAGACCCCCUCGGCUGACCGACGCUCCCCUCACCCUGCCGAAGCUCGGCUCUCCACGCAACGCCCGCGACGACGACAGACGCCAUCAGAGGUACGACCCUCCUCCUGCAGGAUGGCCCAUCAGGUCCUUGGGCUGUUUCUACAAGGUUCAUGUGAGGGCAAGAAGAGGCCAAGCCACUGACAGCCACAGCCUAGCCGAGAGGGUGAGAAGAGAGAGGAUUAAUGAAAGAAUGCGCUGUUUACAAGGCCUGGUUCCCGGCUGCUACAAGGCCAUGGGCAUGGCCGGAAUGCUCGACGAGAUAAUUAACUAUGUACAAUCACUGCAGAACCAAGUUGAGUUCCUUUCGCUGAAACUUUCGGCUGCAAGCUCCUUCUACGACUGCUGCUUCGACAUGGGCAUGGAGACUCUCUCCACACCACAGGCAGGUGAUGGGCAGGAGACAGAUGAGGCAGCUGUGAGACCGGUGGGAGAGGAGUAUGGGGGUUGUACCACCGGCUUUCCUCUGUAGUUUGUCCUUUCGCAUCUCUCUCUCUCUUUUUGCUUCGACUGCCAUUUCUGAUUACAUCUACUCGUGCAUGG